AUGGACCACUCCUCGUUCAGCGGCGCGCCCCGCUUCCUAACCCGGCCCAAGGCCUUCGUGGUAUCGGUGGGCAAAGAUGCCACGCUGAGCUGCCAGAUCGUGGGCAACCCCAAGCCGCAAGUGAGCUGGGAGAAAGACCGGCAGCUGGUGGAGGCGGGUGGUCGCUUCCGCUUGGCCCAGGACGGCGACUUGUACCGCCUGACCAUCCUGGACCUGGCGCUGGGCGACAGUGGGCAGUACGUGUGCCGUGCGCGCAACGCCAUCGGCGAGGCCUUCGCGGCGGUCGGCCUGCAGGUGGACGCCGACGCUGCGUGCGCCGAGCAGGCGCCUCACUUCCUGCUGCGGCCCACCUCCAUCCGCGUGCGCGAGGGCGCGGAGGCCACCUUCCGCUGCCGCGUGCGCGGCUCGCCGCCCAUAUCGGUGAGCUGGGCCAAGGACGGGCGGCGCCUGGGUGUGCUGGACGCCCCCCGAGUGCGAGUGGAGGAGAGCGGCGAGGCGAGCGCUCUGCGCAUCCGCGCCGCACAGCCGAGAGACAGCGGCACCUAUACGGUGCACGCGGAGAACCCGCUGGGCGCCGCCAGCGCCGCCGCCGGGCUGACGGUGGACGCGGAGGCGGAGGCAGCCAGCCCGCCCGGGGCCUCCACCGCCAUGCUCCUGGCGCACCUGCAGCGGCGGCGCGAGGCCAUGCGCGCCGGGGGCGCCCCGGCCUCGCCGCCGAUCGCCGGCACGCGCACCUGCACGGUGACAGAAGGCAAACACGCGCGCCUCAGCUGCUUCGUGACGGGCGAGCCCAAGCCUGAGAUCGUGUGGAAGAAGGAUGGACAGCUGGUGGUGGAGGGCCGGCGGCACGUGGUAUACGAGGACGAGCAGGAGAACUUCGUGCUGAAGAUCCUCUUCUGCAAGCAGUCAGACUGUGGCCUCUACACCUGCACGGCGUCCAACCUCGUGGGCCAGACCUACAGCUCGGUGCUCGUCGUCGUGAGAGAGCCCACGCUGCCCUUCAGAAAGCGCCUGCAGGACCUGGAGGUACCGGAGAAGGCAUCAGCCAUGUUCCAGUGUGAGGUGCCGACGCCGGACGUGGAGUCCGCCUGGUAUAAGGAGGAGACGCGGCUGUGGGCCAGCGCCAAGUACCUCAUCGAGGAGGCGGGCGCGGAGCGCCGGCUGACGGUGCUCAACGUGACCUCUGACGACGACGCCGUGUACAUCUGUGAGACCGCAGAGGGCAGCCGCACGGUGGCCGAGCUGGCCGUGCAAGGCAACCUCCUUCGGAAGCUCCCGAGGAAGACAGCUGUGCGAGCGGGGGACACGGCCAUGUUCUGUGUGGAGCUGGCCAAGCCGGAGGGCCCCGUUCAGUGGCUGUGGAACCAGAAGGCGGUGGUGGCCGGGGGCCGGGUGGCCGUCACUGCUGAGGGCACGUGCCACACGCUGACCAUCUCUCGGUGCAGCCUGGAGGAUGUGGGUGAGGUGGCCUUUGUGGCUGGGGACUGCCGGACGUCCACCCAGUUUUGCGUGUCAGCCCCCAGGAGGCCACCCCUGCAUGCUCCUGAAGCCCCUGUGGUGAAGGCCCGGACAGAGAGCUCCGUGACUCUUGCCUGGUCCCCACCACCCCCCGGGGACCGCCCUGCUGCCAUCGAGGGCUACCUGGUGGAGAAGAAGAGACUGGGUGCCUACACCUGGAGCCGGUGCCAUGAAGAUGAGUGGGUGACCAUGCCUGAGCUGACUGUGGCUGGCGUGGCCGAGGAGGGGGAAUUCCAGUUCAGGGUGUCAGCUGUGAACAGCUUUGGCCAGAGCCCCUACCUCGAGUUCCCAGGAACUGUACACCUGGCUCCCCAGCUGGCUGUGAAAACGCCUCUGAAGGCAGUGCAGGCAGUGGAAGGCGGCGAGGUGACCUUCUCCGUGGACCUCACCACGGCCUCAUCAGGGGAGUGGUUCCUGGACGGGCGGGUCCUCAAGGCCAGCAGCGUGUAUGUGAUACACCGGGAUGGCACCCGCCACACUCUCACCAUCCGCUCGGUGCCUGUCAGCCUGCACGGGGCGGAGCUCAAGUUCGUAGCUGAUGGCAUCGAGAGCAGCAUCCGCAUGGAGGUCCGAGAGCCCUCGGUGGUGUUCGCCAAGGAGCAGCCGGCACGCAGUGACGUGCAGGCCGUGGCGGGAACCAGCGCCACGCUGAGCUGCGAGGUGGCCCAGGCCCAGACGGAGGUGACGUGGUACAAGGACGGCAAGAAGCUGAGUUCGAGCUCGAAAGUGCGUGUGGAGGCCACGGGCCGUGGGCGGCGGCUGGUGGUGCAGCAGGCGGGCAAGGCGGACGCCGGGGAGUACAGCUGCGAGGCCGGGGGCCAGAAGGUCUCCUUCCACCUGGACGUCACAGAGCCCUCGGUGGUGUUCGCCAAGGAGCAGCCAGCACGCAGUGACGUGCAGGCCGUGGCGGGAACCAGCGCCACGCUGAGCUGCGAGGUGGCCCAGGCCCAGACGGAGGUGACGUGGUACAAGGACGGCAAGAAGCUGAGUUCGAGCUCGAAAGUGCGUGUGGAGGCCACGGGCCGUGGGCGGCGGCUGGUGGUGCAGCAGGCGGGCAAGGCGGACGCCGGGGAGUACAGCUGCGAGGCCGGGGGCCAGAAGGUCUCCUUCCACCUGGACGUCACAGAGCCCUCGGUGGUGUUCGCCAAGGAGCAGCCGGCACGCAGUGACGUGCAGGCCGUGGCGGGAACCAGCGCCACGCUGAGCUGCGAGGUGGCCCAGGCCCAGACGGAGGUGACGUGGUACAAGGACGGCAAGAAGCUGAGUUCGAGCUCGAAAGUGCGUGUGGAGGCCACGGGCCGUGGGCGGCGGCUGGUGGUGCAGCAGGCGGGCAAGGCGGACGCCGGGGAGUACAGCUGCGAGGCCAGGGGCCAGAAGGUCUCCUUCCACCUGGAAGUCACAGGUCAGUCCUGUGCUGAGCUAGCUCCGGCACGCAGUGACGUGCAGGCCGUGGCGGGAACCAGCGCCACGCUGAGCUGCGAGGUGGCCCAGGCCCAGACGGAGGUGACGUGGUACAAGGACGGCAAGAAGCUGAGUUCGAGCUCGAAAGUGCGUGUGGAGGCCACGGGCCGUGGGCGGCGGCUGGUGGUGCAGCAGGCGGGCAAGGCGGACGCCGGGGAGUACAGCUGCGAGGCCGGGGGCCAGAAGGUCUCCUUCCACCUGGACGUCACAGAGCCCUCGGUGGUGUUCGCCAAGGAGCAGCCGGCACGCAGUGACGUGCAGGCCAUGGCGGGAACCAGCGCCACGCUGAGCUGCGAGGUGGCCCAGGCCCAGACGGAGGUGACGUGGUACAAGGACGGCAAGAAGCUGAGUUCGAGCUCGAAAGUGCGUGUGGAGGCCACGGGCCGUGGGCGGCGGCUGGUGGUGCAGCAGGCGGGCAAGGCGGACGCCGGGGAGUACAGCUGCGAGGCCGGGGGCCAGAAGGUCUCCUUCCACCUGGACGUCACAGAGCCCUCGGUGGUGUUCGCCAAGGAGCAGCCGGCACGCAGUGACGUGCAGGCCGUGGCGGGAACCAGCGCCACGCUGAGCUGCGAGGUGGCCCAGGCCCAGACGGAGGUGACGUGGUACAAGGACGGCAAGAAGCUGAGUUCGAGCUCGAAAGUGCGUGUGGAGGCCACGGGCCGUGGGCGGCGGCUGGUGGUGCAGCAGGCGGGCAAGGCGGACGCCGGGGAGUACAGCUGCGAGGCCGGGGGCCAGAAGGUCUCCUUCCACCUGGACGUCACAGAGCCCUCGGUGGUGUUCGCCAAGGAGCAGGCAGUGCGCAGUGACGUGCAGGCCGUGGCGGGAACCAGCGCCACGCUGAGCUGCGAGGUGGCCCAGGCCCAGACGGAGGUGACGUGGUACAAGGACGGCAGGAAGCUGAGUUCGAGCUCGAAAGUGCGUGUGGAGGCCACGGGCCGUGGGCGGCGGCUGGUGGUGCAGCAGGCGGGCAAGGCGGAUGCCGGGGAGUACAGCUGCGAGGCCGGGGGCCAGAAGAUCUCCUUCCACCUGGACAUCACAGAGCCCUCGGUGGUGUUCGCCAAGGAGCAGCCGGCUCGCAGUGACGUGCAGGCCGUGGCGGGAACCAGCGCCACGCUGAGCUGCGAGGUGGCCCAGGCCCAGACGGAGGUGACGUGGUACAAGGACGGCAAGAAGCUGAGUUCGAGCUCGAAAGUGCAUGUGGAGGCCACGGGCUGCACCCGGAAGCUGGUGGUGCAGCAGGCGGGCAAGGCGGACGCCGGGGAGUACAGCUGCGAGGCCGGGGGCCAGAAGGUCUCCUUCCACCUGGACGUCACAGAGCCCUCGGUGGUGUUCGCCAAGGAGCAGCCGGCACGCAGUGACGUGCAGGCCGUGGCGGGAACCAGCGCCACGCUGAGCUGCGAGGUGGCCCAGGCCCAGACGGAGGUGACGUGGUACAAGGACGGCAAGAAGCUGAGUUCGAGCUCGAAAGUGCGUGUGGAGGCCACGGGCCGUGGGCGGCAGCUGGUGGUGCAGCAGGCGGGCAAGGCGGACGCCGGGGAGUACAGCUGCGAGGCCGGGGGCCAGAAGGUCUCCUUCCACCUGGACGUCACAGAGCCCUCGGUGGUGUUUGCCAAGGAGCAGCCGGCACGCAGUGACGUGCAGGCCGUGGCGGGAACCAGCGCCACGCUGAGCUGCGAGGUGGCCCAGGCCCAGACGGAGGUGACGUGGUACAAGGACGGCAAGAAGCUGAGUUCGAGCUCGAAAGUGCGUGUGGAGGCCACGGGCCGUGGGCGGCGGCUGGUGGUGCAGCAGGCGGGCAAGGCGGACGCCGGGGAGUACAGCUGCGAGGCCGGGGGCCAGAAGGUCUCCUUCCACUUGGACGUCACAGAGCCCUCGGUGGUGUUCGCCAAGGAGCAGCCGGCACGCAGUGACGUGCAGGCCGUGGCGGGAACCAGCGCCACGCUGAGCUGCGAGGUGGCCCAGGCCCAGACGGAGGUGACGUGGUACAAGGACGGCAAGAAGCUGAGUUCGAGCUCGAAAGUGCGUGUGGAGGCCACGGGCCGUGGGCGGCGGCUGGUGGUGCAGCAGGCGGGCAAGGCGGACGUCGGGGAGUACAGCUGCGAGGCCGGGGGCCAGAAGGUCUCCUUCCACCUGGACGUCACAGGUCAGUCCUUUGUGGUACUUAGUCUUGUUUGGAGAUGUGACGUGCAGGCCGUGGUGGGAGCCAACACCAUGCUGAGCUGCGAGGUGGCCCAGGCCCAGACGGAGGUGACGUGGUACAAGGACGGCAAGAAGCUGAGUUCGAGCUCGAAAGUGCGUGUGGAGGCCACGGGCUGCACCCGGCGGCUGGUGGUGCAGCAGGCGGGCAAGGCGGACACCGGGGAGUACAGCUGCGAGGCCGGGGGCCAGAAGGUCUCCUUCCACCUGGACGUCACAGAGCCUAUGGUGGCGUUUGCCAAGGAGCAGGCAGUGCACACGGAGGUGCAGGCCAAGGCAGGAGCCCGCACCACGCUGAGCUGCGAGGUGGCCCAGGCCCAGACGGAGGUGACGUGGUUCAAGGAUGGCAAGAAGCUGAGUUCAAGCUCAAAAGUGCAUGUGGAGGCCACGGGCUGCACCCGGCGGCUGGUGCUGCAGCAGGCGGGCAAGGCAGAUGCAGGGGAGUACAGCUGCGAGGCCGGGGGCCAGAAGGUCUCCUUCCACCUGGACGUCACAGAGGUGGCUGCCAAGUUUUGCCGCCCCCUGGAGCCCGUGAGCGGGGAUCUGGGCGGCACGGCGACGCUGGUCUGUGAGCUGAGCCCCGAGCAGGCUGAGGUGGUGUGGCGCCGCGGAAGCACGCAGCUCCGGGCCGGCAAACGCUUCCAGAUGGCGGCUGCGGGGCCGCGGCGCUCGCUCACGGUGUCGGGCCUGCGGGCAGAGGAUGCAGGGGAGUACGUAUGUGAGAGCCGCGACGACCACACCAGCGCCACGCUCACCGUUAUUGUACCCCGCGUGGUCAAGUUCACGUCUGGGCUGAGCGCUGUGGUUGCGGAGGAGGGCGGCGAGGCCACUUUCCAGUGCGUGGUGACCCCCAGCGACGUGGCGGUCACAUGGUUCCGAGAUGGUGUCCAGCUACAGUCCGGAGAGAAGUUUCUCAUAUCGCAGAAGGGUGCCAGCCACAGCCUGACCAUCUUAAGCCUGGCCCUGGAGGAUGCCGGCCAGGUGACUGCGGAGGCUGAGGGCAUCGAAUCCACGGCCGCCCUCCGGGUCCGAGAGGCUCCGGUGUUGUUCAAAAAGAAGCUGGAGCCACAGACCGUGGAGGAGCGGAGCUCAGUGACCAUGGAGGUGGAGCUGACGCGGCCGUGGCCGGAGGUCAAGUGGACACGCAAUGCUGUCGCACUCGCGUCGGGCGAGAAAGUGGAGAUCCACGCCGAGGGCGCAAGUCACCGUCUGGUUCUCCAUGGCGUGGGUUUCGCUGACCGUGGCUUCUACGGCUGCGAGACACCAGACGAUAAGACACAGGCCAAGCUGACUGUGGAAAUGCGCCAGGUCCGGCUCGUGCGGGGCCUGCAGGCCGUGGAGGCGCAGGAGCAGGGCACAGCCACCAUGGAAGUAGAGCUGUCCCACGCGGACGUGGAGGGCAGCUGGACUCGAGACGGUCUUCGGCUGCAGCCGGGACCCAACUGCCAGCUGGCGGUGCACGGCCCCACACACACCCUCACGCUGUCACGGCUGCAGCGGCAGGACGGUGGCUUGGUGGCCUUCAGGGCGGAGGGCGUGCACACCUCUGCUCAUCUGGUGGUCACUGAGCUGCCCGUGAAGUUCGUCCGCCCUCUGCAGGACGUGGUGGCCACAGAGAAGGAGAAGGUGGCCCUGGACUGUGAGCUCUCACGCCCCAACGUGGAUGUGCGCUGGUUGAAGGACAGUGUGGAGCUGCGGGCAAGCAAGACCAUGGGCAUGGUGGCCCAGGGGGCCUGCAGGAGUCUCGUCAUUUACCGAUGUGAGCUUGGAGACCAGGGCGUGUACGUGUGCGAUGCCCACGAUGCUCAGAGCUCGGCCUCCCUGAAGGUGCAAGGCCGGAAUGUCCAGAUUGUGAGGCCUCUGGAGGAUGUGGAAGUGAUGGAGAAAGAGGGCGCCACCUUCUCCUGCGAGGUCUCCCACGAUGAGGUGCCUGCGCAGUGGUUCUGGGAGGACAGUAAGCUCCGGCCCAGUGACAACGUGAGGAUCCGCCAGGAAGGAAGGACAUACAUUCUCAUCUAUCGGAGGGUCCUGGUGGAAGAUGCAGGGGAAAUCAAGUUUGUAGCAGAAAAUGCAGAAUCGCGAGCCCAGCUCCGAGUCAAAGAGCUGCCCGUGUCCAUCCUUCGCCCACUGCGGGAUAAGAUUGCGAUGGAGAAGCACCGCGGCGUGCUCGAGUGCCAGAUGUCCAGGGCCAGUGCCCAGGUGCGGUGGUUCAAGGGCAGCGUGGAGCUGCAUCCCGGGGCCAAGUACGAGAUGGUCAGCGACGGCCUCUACCGCAAGCUGGUCAUCAACGCUGUCCAGCCUGAGGACGAGGACACCUACACGUGCGAUGCCGGCGACGUGAAGACCAGUGCACACUUCUUCGUAGAAGAGCAGUCCAUUGUGAUCGUGAGGGGCCUGCAGGAUGUGAUGGUGAUGGAGCCGGCGCCCGCCUGGUUCGAGUGUGAGACCUCCAUUCCCUCGGUGCGGCCCCCCAAGUGGCUGCUGGGAAAGACAGUGCUGCAGGCGGGGGCUGACGUGGGGAUAGAGCAGGAGGGCACGGUGCACCGGCUGACCCUGCGGCGCACCUACUCCACCAUGACGGGGCCGGUGCACUUCACCAUCGGCAAGUCACGCUCCACCGCCUCCCUGGUGGUCUCCGACGUCCCCGUGGUGCUCACACGGCCCCUGGAGCCCAAGGUGGGGCGGGAGAUGCAGUCCGUCAUCUUGUCCUGUGACUUCAAGCCUCCCCCCAAGGCUGUGCAGUGGUACAAGGAGGACACACCCCUGGCACCAUCCAGCAAGUUCAAGAUGAGGCUGGAGGGCCACAUGGCAGAGCUGCGUGUCCUGCGGCUCACCCCUGAGGACGCCGGUGUCUACCGGUGCCAGGCUGGCAGUGCCCAGAGCAGCGCGGAGGUCACUGUGGAAGAACGGAAGGUGACGGUGACGCAGCCGCUGGAGGACGUGGAGGUCCUGGAGGAGGGCCGUGCCUGCUUCUCCUGCGAGCUGUCCCAUGAGGAUGAAGAGGUGGACUGGUUGCUCAAUGGGACGCCGCUGUAUAACGACAGCUUCCACGAGAUCACCCACGAGGGCCGCCGCCACACGCUGGUGCUGAAGCGGGUCCGGCAGGCUGACAGGGGCACCGUGAGCAUCUCCUCCCCCAAGGUUGCGGCCUCCGCCCACCUGGCGGUCAGAGGGAAGCCGGUGGUGUUCCUGAAGGCCUUGGACGAUGUGUCUGCAGAGGAGCGGGGCACACUGACCUUGCAGUGCGAGGUGUCUGACCAGCACGCCCACGUGGUGUGGCGGAAGGACGGCGUGGAGUUGGGCCCCAGUGACAAGUAUGACUUCCUAAACACGGCGGGCACGCGAGGCCUCGUGGUGCACGGCCUGACUCGGGAUGAUGCCGGCCUGUACACCUGCGACGUGGGCACUGAUGAGACCCGUGCUCGUGUCAGCGUGCAUGAGCUGCACGUGGGCAUCACCAAGAGGCUGAAGACGGUGGAGGUGCUGGAGGGCGAGAGCUGCAGCUUCGAGUGCAUCCUGUCCCAUGAGGACACUGGCGGUGUGGCUGAGUGGACAGUGAGCGGGAAAACAGUGGGCAGCUCUGGCCGCUUCUGUGCCACGCGCCAGGGCCGCAAGUACACUCUAGCUGUCCGAGAUGCCGUGCCAAGUGAUGCUGGGGAGGUGGUCUUCUCUGUGCGGGGCCUCACCUCCAAGGCCUCACUCAUCGUCAAAGAGAAGUCAGUUGACAUUAUGAAGCCACUGGAAGACCAGCAGGCCACGCUGGGUGAGGAUGUGGUGCUGAGGUGUGAGCUGUCGCGGGAGGGGACCCCAGUGCACUGGCUGAAGGAUGGGAAGGCCAUCCGCAAGAGUCAGAAGUAUGACCUGCUCACCGAAGGCACUCGGGCCUCGCUGGUCAUCCAUGCAGUCUCACUCAAAGACUCGGGCAAAUACACAUGUGAGACGGAGUCUUCCAAAAGCACAGCCAGUCUCCGAGUGGAAGAAAAGGCAAACCGGUUCACAGAGCCGUUGGCUGACCUGCAUGUGGAGGAGAAGGGCACAGCCACGUUCACCUGCAAGACGGAGCACCCCGCGGGCUCGGUGACCUGGCGCAAGGGCCUCACGGAGCUGCGGGCCUCGGGGAAGCACGCGCCCAGCCAGGAGGGCCUGACCUUGCGGCUCACCAUCAGCGCCCUGGAGAAGGCAGACAGUGACACCUACACCUGCGACAUUGGCCAGGCCCAGUCCCAGGCUCGGCUGCUGGUGAAAGGCCAGAAAGUGCUCAUCACAGAGGACCUGGAGGACGUGGAGGUGCAGGAGGGCUCCUCGGCCACCUUCUGCUGCCGCAUCUCCCCUGCCGACUACAGGCCUGUCCACUGGUUCUUGGACAAGACACCCCUGUCUGCCAAUGAACUCAAUGAGAUCGAGGUCCAGCCCGGUGGCUACCAUGUGCUCACCCUGAAGCAGCUGGCGCUCAAGGACUCGGGCACCGUCCAUUUUGAGGCAGGCGACCAGCGAACCUCAGCUGCCUUGCAGGUCACAGAAAAGCCAAGUGCUUUCUCCCAGGGGCUCAUCGAUGCCACAGUCACAGAGGGGGAGGAUCUGACCCUGGUCUGCGAGACUUCUGCCUCAGACAGCCCUGUGUGCUGGACCAAGGAUGGGAAGCCCCUGCGGCCAUCGGCCCGGUGCCAGCUGACCUAUGAGGGCCGCCGGGCCCAGCUGGUCAUCACUGAGACCACCCUGCAGGACAGCGGGCGCUACAAGUGUGAGACUGCGGGCGCCUGGAGCAGUUCCAUUGUCAGGGUCCAUGCUCGGCCAGUGCAGUUCCGAGAGGGCCUGAAGGACGUGGAGGUGCUGGAGGGGGGUGCUGCCACCCUGCGCUGCGUGCUCUCAUCCGUGGUCAGGCCUGUGGAGUGGCGGCGUGGGGAUGAGCUUCUGCAGCCUGGAGGCAAGUACAGCUUGCGACAGGACGGGACUGUGCUGGAGCUGGUGGUCCGAGACCUGCGGCCUCAGGACAGUGGGCAGUACUUCUGCAGUUUUGGGGACCAGAUGACGUCGGCCAGGCUCACCGUAAAGGCUCUGCCUGCUGAGUUCAUAGGAAGACUGAGAAACAAGGAGGUCGCGGAAGGGACCACAGCCACAUUCCGCUGUGAACUCAGCAAGGAAGCCCCCGUGGAGUGGAGGAAGGGGCCCGAGACCCUCAGAGCCGGGGACAGAGCGAGCCUGAGGCAGGACGGGGCCGUGUGUGAGCUGGAGAUCCGUGAGCUGACCGUGGAGGAUGCUGGAGAAUAUUCAUGUGUGUGCGGGCAGGAGAAGACCUCAGCCACGCUCACCGUCAGGGCUUUGCCUGCUGAGUUCACAAGAAGACUGAGAGGCAAGGAGGCCACAGAAGGGGCCACAGUCACCCUGCGCUGUGAGCUGAGCAAGGCGGCCCCCGUGGAGUGGAGGAAGGGGCCCGAGACCCUCCGAGCCGGGGACCGAGCGAGCCUGAGGCAGGAGGGGGCCGUGUGUGAGCUGGAGAUCCGUGACCUUGCGGUGGAGGAUGCUGGGGAGUACUCGUGUGUGUGCGGGCAGGAGAAGACGUCAGCCGCGCUCACCGUCAGGGCCCUGCCUGCCAAGUUCACAAAGGGUCUGAGAAAGGAGGAGGCCAUGGAAGGGGCCACAGCCAAGCUGCACUGUGAGCUGAGCAGGGUGGCCCCCGUGGAGUGGAGGAAGGGGCCCGAGACCCUCAGAGCCGGGAACAGAGUGAGCCUGAGGCAGGAGGGGGCCGUGUGUGAGCUGGAGAUCCGUGACCUGACCGUGGAGGAUGCUGGAGAAUACUCAUGUGUGUGCGGGCAGGAGAAAACCACAGCCACGCUCACCGUCAGGGCCCUGCCUGCCAAGUUCACAAAAGGUCUGAGGAAGGAAGAGGCCUUGGAAGGGGCCACAGCCAACCUGUGCUGUGAGCUGAGCAAGGUGGCCCCUGUGGAGUGGAGGAAGGGGCCCGAGACCCUCAGAACUGGAGACAGACUGCAGGUGAAGCAGGAGGGAGCCAUGUGUGAGCUGGAGAUCCGUGACCUGACCGUGGAGGAUGCUGGGGAGUACUCGUGUGUGUGUGGGCAGGAGAAAACCUCAGCCACGCUCACCGUCAGGGCCCUGCCUGCCAAGUUCACAAAGGGUCUGAGGAAGGAGGAGGCCAUAGAAGGGGCCACAGCCAAGCUGCGCUGUGAGCUGAGCAAGGCGGCCCCCGUGGAGUGGAGGAAGGGGCCCAAGGCCCUCAGAGCCGGGGACAGAGUGAGCCUGAGGCAGGAGGGAGCCGUAUGUGAGCUGGAGAUCCGUGAGCUCACCGUGGAGGAUGCUGGGGAGUACUCAUGUGUGUGUGGGCAGGAGAUGACCUCAGCCACGCUCACCAUCAGGGCCCUGCCCACCAAGUUCACAAGGGGCCUGAAGAAGGAGGAGGCCACAGAAGGGACCACGGUCACACUGCGCUGUGAGCUGAGCAAGGUGGCCCCCGUGGAGUGGAGGAAGGGGCCCGAGACGCUCAGAGCCGGGGACAGAGUGAGCCUGAAGCAGGAGGGAGCUGUGUGUGAGCUGGAGAUCCGUGGCCUGACCGUGGAGGACGCAGGGGAGUACUCCUGCGUGUGUGGGCAGGAGAGGACCUCAGCCACGCUCACCAUCAAGGCCCUGCCUGCCAAGUUCAUAAAGGGUCUGAGGAAGGAAGAGGCCACGGAAGGGACCACAGCCAAGCUGCACUGUGAGCUGAGCAAGGCGGCCCCUGUAGAGUGGAAGAAGGGGUCUGAGAUCCUCAGAGCUGGGGACAGAGUGAGCCUGAGGCAAGAUGGAGCUGUGUGUGAGCUGGAGAUCCGUGACCUGACCAUGAAGGAUGCUGGGGAGUACUCGUGUGUGUGCGGGCAGGAGAAAACCUCAGCCACGCUCACUGUCAGGGCCCUGCCUGCCAAGUUCACAAAGGGUCUGAGGAAGGAAGAGGCCAUGGAAGGGUCCACAGCCAAGCUGCGCUGUGAGCUGAGCAAGGUGGCCCCUGUGGAGUGGAGGAAGGAGCCCAAGACCCUCAGAGCCGGGGACAGAGUGAGCCUGAAGCAGGAGGGAGCCGUGUGUGAGCUGGAGAUCCGUGACCUGACCAUGGAGGAUGCUGGAGAAUACUCAUGUGUGUGCGGGCAGGAGAAAACCUCAGCCACGCUCACUGUCAGGGCCAUGCCUGCUCGGUUCAUCAAAGAACUGAAGACCAAGGAGGCCACAGAAGGAGCCACAGCCACACUGCAUUGUGAGCUGAGCAAGGUGGCCCCCGUGGAGUGGAGGAAGGGGCCAGAGACCGUCAGAGCUGGAGACAGAGUGAUCCUGAGGCAGGAGGGAGCCGUGUGUGAGCUGGAGAUCCGUGACCUGACCGUGGAGGAUGCUGGAAAGUACUCGUGCGUGUGCGGGCAGGAGACGACCUCAGCCACGCUCACCGUCAGGGCCCUGCCUGCCAAGUUUGCAAAAGGUUUGGGAAAGGAAGAGGCCGUGGAAGGGGCCACAGCCAAGCUGCGCUGUGAGCUGAGCAAGGCGGCCCCCGUGGAGUGGAGGAAGGGGCCCGAGACCCUCAGAGCUGGAGACAGAGUGAGCCUGAGGCAGGAUGGGGCCGUGUGUGAGCUGGAGAUCCGUGACCUGACUGUGGAGGAUGCUGGAGAGUAUUCAUGUGUGUGUGGGCAGGAGAAGACCUCAGCCACACUCACCAUCAGGGCCCUGCCUGCCAAGUUCACAAAGGGUCUGAGGAAGGAGGAGGCCGUGGAAGGGGCCACAGCCAAGCUGCGCUGUGAGCUGAGCAAGGCGGCCCCCGUGGAGUGGAGGAAGGGGCCCAAGACCCUCAGAGCCGGAGACAGAGUGAGCCUGAGGCAGGAGGGAUCCGUGUGUGAGCUGGAGAUCCGUGAGCUGACCGUGGAGGAUGCUGGGGAGUACUCAUGUGUGUGCGGGCAGGAGAAGACCUCAGCCACGCUCACCGUCAGGGCCCUGCUUGCCAAGUUCAUGAAGGGUCUGAGGAAGGAGGAGGCCAUGGAAGGGGCCACAGCCAAGCUGCGCUGUGAGCUGAGCAAGGCGGCCCCUGUGGAGUGGAGGAAGGGGCCCGAGACCCUCAGAGCUGGAAAGAGACUGCGGGUGAAGCAGGAGGGAGCCGUCUGUGAGCUGGAGAUCCGUGACCUGACCAUGGAGGAUGCUGGGGAGUACUCAUGUGUGUGCGGGCAGGAGAAGACCUCAGCCACGCUCACCGUCAGGGCUUUACCAGCUGAGUUCAUAGGGAGGCUGAGAGGCAAGGAGGCCAUGGAAGGGGCCACAGUCACCCUGCACUGUGAGCUGAGCAAGGCGGCCCCUGUGGAGUGGAGGAAGGGGUCUGAGACCCUCCGAGCCGGGGACAGAGUGAGCCUGAGGCAGGACGGAACCGAGUGUGAGCUGGAGAUCCGUGAGCUGGUCUUGACGGAUGCUGGGGAGUACUCGUGUGUGUGCGGGCAGGAGAGGACCUCGGCCGCGCUGACAGUCACGGCCCCACAGGUGGUGUUCCGGAAGCCACUGCAGAGCCUGCAGGCUGAGGAGGGUGCCUCGGCCAGCCUGCAGUGUGAGCUCUCCGAGCCUGGGGCCGCUGUCGUCUGGAGCAAGGGUGGCCUGGAGGUGCAGGCUGAUGAGCGCCGGGAGCCUCGGCAGCGGGGCUGCGUGGCAGAGCUUGUGCUGAGGGGCUUGCGCCGGGAGGACAUGGGCGAGUACACCUGCAGCUGCGGCUCCCAGGCCACGAGCGCCACCCUGUCCGUCACAGCUGCGCCCGUGAGGUUCCUGCGAGAGCUGCAGGCCCAGGAGGUAGACGAGGGCGCGACGGCACGCCUGCACUGCGAGCUGAGCCAGGCGGGCAGCAGCGUGGAGUGGCGCAAGGGCUCCCUGCAGCUCUUCCCGUGUGCCAAGUACCAGAUGGUGCUGGAGGGCACAGCCGCGGAGCUGCUGCUGCACGGCGCCGAGCAGGAGGAUGCUGGCCUCUACACCUGUGACACGGGCCACGCGCAGAGCUCCGCCUGCCUCUCUGUGCGGGCCCCCAGGCCCGUGUUUAGGACGGAGCUGCAGAGUGCCGAGCAGGAGGCGGGCGGCGUGGCCCGGCUGUGCUGCCAGCUGAGUGACGCGGAGGCUGGGACCCCUGUGCUGUGGCUCAAGGAGGGUGUGGAGCUGCACGUGAGCCCCAAGUAUGAGAUGCGGCGCCAGGGGGCCACGUGUGAGCUGCUGAUCCACGGGCUUGAGGCCAAGGACGUGGGCGAGUACAGCUGCGUGGCGGGCAGCCAGAAAACCUUGGCCUUCCUCAAAGUCAAAGAGCCCGAGGUGACCAUCGUGCGGGGCCUGGCUGACACUGAGGUGCAGGCUGAUGGAGAAGCAGAGUUCAGCUGCGAGGUGUCACAGGCUGGCGUGGACGUGGAGUGGCGCCUCCAGGGCCUGCUGCUGCAGAGCAACGAGGUGACCGAGGUCGCGGUCCAGGGCGGCCGCACCCACACACUGAGGCUGAAGAGCGUGACCCCGGAGGACGCCGGCACUGUCUCCUUCCACGCGGGCGGCCACACGUCCUCUGCCCAACUCACCGUCCGAGUUCCUGAGGUGACCAUCCUGGAGCCCCUGCAGGACGCUCAGCUCAGCGAGGGCCAGGACGCCCACUUCCGGUGCCGACUGUCGAGGGCUUUGGGCCAGGAGGCCCACUGGGCCCUGGGAGGGGUGCCCCUGCAGGCCAAUGAGAUGAACGACAUCACGGUGGAGCACGGCACACUCCACUUGCUCACCCUGCACAAGGUGACCCUUGAGGAUGCUGGAACCAUCAGUUUCCAAGUGGGCUCAUGUCGCUCAGAGGCCCAGCUGAAGGUCACAGCCAAGAACACGGUGGUGAGGGGCCUGGAGAACGUGGAGGCGCCCGAGGGCGGCGAGGCGCUGUUCGAGUGCGUCCUGUCCCAGCCGGAGGUGGCCGCCCACACCUGGCUUCUGGAUGAUGAGCCCGUGCGCACCUCGGAGAACGCCGAGGUGGUCUACUUCGAGAAUGGCCUGCGGCACCUGCUGCUGCUCAAAAACCUGCGGCCGCAGGACAGCUGCCGCGUGACCUUCCUUGUGGGGGACAUGGUGACAUCUGCCUUCCUCACCGUCAGAGGCUGGCGCCUGGAGGUCUUGGAGGCGCCCCAGGAUGUGACCGUGCGAGCCGGGGGUCAGGCCAGCUUCAGCUGCACCCUUAGCGAGACGGUGCCCGUGGGUGAGGCGACCUGGUACAUAAACGGAGCCUCCGUGCAGCCCGAUGAUGCGGACUGGACCGUGACCGCCGACGGCAGCCACCACGCCCUGCUGCUGCACCGGGCCCAGCCGCACCACGCCGGCGAGGUCACCUUUGCUGCUCGUGACGCUGUCGCCUCCGCGAGGCUCACUGUGCUGGGCCUCCCCGACCCCCCAGAGGAUGCAGAGGUGGUGGGGCGCAGCGGCAGCUCCGUGACGCUGUCCUGGGUGGCCCCCGCGAGCGACGGCGGAGGGGGUCUCCGUGGCUACCGGGUGGAGAUGAAGGCUGCAGCCACGGGGGAGUGGAGGCUGUGCCACGACCUGGUGCCCGGGCCCGAGUGUGUGGUGGCCGGCCUGGCCCCCGGGGAGACCUACCGCUUCCGCGUGGCUGCAGUGGGCCCAGCAGGCGCUGGGGAGCCCGUGUACCUGCCCCAGACGGUGAAGCUUGAGCCCCUGGAACCCAGGCCUGCAGUCCCCGCCCCCGAGAGCCGGCAGGUGGCGGCCGGGGAGGACUUGUAUCUGGAGUGCGAGGUUGCCGAGGCGGGUGAGGUCGUCUGGCUGAAGGGAACAGAGCGCAUCCAGCCGAGCGGGCGCGUCCAGGUCCUCUGCCAGGGUCAGCGGCAGAUGCUGUUGAUCCGGGGCUUCUCCGCAGAGGACCAGGGCGAGUACCGCUGCGCCCCUGCACGGGAGUCAGCCUCUGGGUCAGCUGCUGCUUUCCAGGUGGUGCUGACCCCAGAAUCUGGGGAGGAGGCCCCCGCUCAGCCCAGCCUGCCCCCCGAGGCCGCCCAGGAGGGCGACCUGCACCUGCUGUGGGAGGCGCUGGCCCGGAAGCGCCGCAUGAGCCGCGAGCCCACGCUGGACUCCAUCAGCGAGCUGCCCGAGGAGGACGGCCGCCCGCCAGGCCCGCGGCUGGAGGCCGAGGAGGCCGCGCCUGACCUCUCAGAGGAGUACUCCACGGCCGAUGAGCUGGCGCGCACCGGCGAGGCUGACCUCUCGCACACCAGCUCUGAUGAUGAGUCCCGAGCAGGCACGCCCUCUCUGGUUACCUACCUCAAGAAGGCCGGGAGGCCCAGCGCCUCGCCACUGGCCAGCAAGGUUGGGGCCCCAGCAGCCCCCUCCGGGAAGCCACAGGAAAAGCAGCAGGAGAAGUCACCUGCAGUACACCCACCGCCAGGAGGCCUGAGCGCUGGGGACCUGGGCGACCCGACCUUGGACCAGGCUGCAGUGAAGAUCCAGGCGGCCUUCAAGGGUUAUAAGGUCCGGAAGGAGAUGCAGCAGCAGGAGGGGCCCGUGCUCCGCUGCACGUUUGGGGACACUGUGGCCCAGGUGGGAGACGUCCUGCAUCUGGAGUGUGUCGUGUCCAGCAAGACCGAUGUGCACGCCCGCUGGCUGAAGGAUGGCGUGGAGCUGACGGACAGCCGGCACCACCACAUCGACCAGCUUGCGGACGGCACCUGUUCUCUGCUGGUCACCAGCCUGGGCCGGGCUGACGCCGGCCGUUACACCUGUCAGGUGAGCAACAAGUUUGGCCACGUGGCCCACAGUGCCAGCGUGGCGGUCAGUGGCACGGAGAGUGAGAACGAGAGCUCCUCUGGGGGCGAGCUGGAUGACACCUUCCGCCGGGCUGCCCGGCGGCUGCACCGCCUCUUCCGCACUAAGGGCCCAGCGGAGGUCUCGGACGAGGAGAUCUUCUUCAGCGCUGACGAGGGCAAGGCAGAGCCUGAGGAGCCCGGGGACUGGCAGACAUACCGCGAAGACGAGCACUCCAUCUGCAUCUGCUUUGAGACGCUGGCGGAGGCCCGCCAGGCAGCCAGCCGCUUCCAGGAGAUGUUUGGCGUGUUGGGCAUCCGCGUGGACAUCAGCCUGUCCGAGCAGGGACCGCGCAGGGCGGAGAUGCGCAUCGGGAAGGUGGCACCCGCCCCUUCAGCCCCACUGGACCCAGCGCUGACAGCAGAGGCUGCCCCAGUGUUCCUGACCGAGCUACAGAAUCAGGAGGUGCUGGAUGGGUACCCUGUGAGCUUUGACUGUGUGGUGACAGGCCAGCCUGUGCCCACCGUGCGCUGGUUCAAGGAUGGGAGGAUGCUGGAGGAGGAUGACCACUACAUGAUCAGUGAGGACCAACAGGGUGGCCACCAGCUCAUCAUCACGGCUGUGGUGCCAGCAGACAUGGGCGUCUACCGCUGCCUGGCUGAGAACAGCGUGGGUGUGUCCUCUACAAAGGCAGAGCUCCGAGUGGACCUGACCAGCACCGACUAUGAGACUGCCGCGGACGCCACGGAGACCUCAUCCUACUUCAGCGCCCAGGGCUACCUGUCCAGCCGGGAGCAGGAGGGCACAGAGUCCACCUCAGAGGAGGGGCAGCUGCCCCAGGUCGUGGAGGAGUUGAAAGACCUGCAGGUGGCCCCUGGCACACGGCUGGCCAAGUUCCAGCUCAAGGUGAAAGGCUACCCCACACCCCGACUCUACUGGUUCAAAGACGGGCAGCCCCUGACCGCCUCCGCGCACAUACGUGUGUCGGACAGGAAGACGCUGCACAGCCUGGAGGUUGUCUCGGUCACCGGCGAGGAUGCCGGCCAGUACUCGGCAUACAUCAGCAAUGCCGUGGGUGCCGCUUACUCGUCUGCUCGGCUCCUGGUCCGAGGCCCCAAUGAACCAGAAGAGAAGCCAGCAUUAGAUGCACAGCAGCAGCUGGUGCCACCCCGGUUCCUGGAGAAAUUCACCUCCAAGAAGGUGAAAAAGGGUUCCAGCAUCACUUUCUCCGUGAAGGUGGAAGGAAGCCCGCCGCCGGCUGUGCACUGGUUGCGGGAGGAAGCGGAGCAGGGUGUGCUGUGGAUCGGCCGCCACACGCCAGGCUACACGGUGGCCAGCUCCGCCCAGCAGCACAGCCUGGUCCUGCUGGACGUGGGCCGACAGCACCAGGGCACCUACACCUGCAUCGCCUCCAACGCGGCCGGCCAGGCCAUCUGCUCCGCAGGCUUGCACGUCUCUGGCCUGCCUAAGGAGGCGGGCGCCACGGAGGAGCAGCCCGAGGCGAAGGAGGCCCUCAUCUCCACCUUCCUGCAGGGGACCCAAGCUGUUGCUGCACAGAUGUCAGAACCUGCAGCUUUCACGGACCUUUCUGGGCAGAAGAAAGAGCUCCUGGGAGCAGAGGCCCGUGGCCAUCUGUCCUUGGCCGAGGUGGGCACGGAGGAGUUCCUGAAGAAGCUCACCUCGCAGAUCACAGAGAUGGUGUCGGCCAAGAUCACACAAGCGAGGCUGCAGGUGCCUGGAGUUGACAGUGACGAGGAGUCAAAGACGCCGUCCGCGUCCCCCCGGCAUGGCCGUUCACGCCCCUCUUCCAGCGUCCAGGAGUCGUCCUCGGAGUCCGAGGAUGGGGACUCCCGGGGAGAGAUCUUUGACAUCUACGUGGUCACAGCUGACUACCUGCCCCUGGGGGCUGAGCAGGAUGCCAUCUUGCUGCGGGAGGGCCAGUACGUGGAGGUCUUGGACUCUGCCCACCCCCUGCGCUGGCUCGUGCGCACCAAACCCACCAAAAACAGCCCCUCUCGGCAGGGCUGGGUGUCCCCUGCCUACCUGGACAAGCGGCUCAAGCUGUCUCCCGAGUGGGGGCCAGCGGAGGCCCCUGAGUUCCCUGGGGAGGCUUUGUCAGAGGACGAGUACAAGACAAGGCUGAGUGCCAUCAUCCGGGACCUGCUGAGCUCAGAGCAGUCCUUCGUGGGCGAGCUGCAGUUCCUGCAGAGCCACCACAUGCAGUACCUGGACCGCUGCCCCCACGUGCCCGCAGCCGUGGCCAGCCAGAAGGCGGUCAUCUUCCGAAACGUGCAGGACAUCGGCCACUUCCACAGCAGCUUCUUACAGGAGUUGCGUAGCUGUGACACAGAUGACGAUGUGGCCAUGUGCUUCAUCAAGAACCAGGCAGCCUUUGAGAAGUAUCUGGAAUUCCUGGUGGGCCGAGUGCAGGCUGAGUCGGUGAUGGUCAGCACAGCCGUGCAGGAGUUCUACAAGAAAUACACCGAGGAGGUGCUGUCAGCCGCGGACCCCUCGCAGCCACCGCCCCCACCGCUGCAGCACUUCCUGGAGCAGCCGGUAGAGCGGGUCCAGCAGUACCAGGCCCUGCUCAAGGAGCUGAUCCGCAACAAGGCACGGAACGGCCAGAAUUGCGCGCUGCUCGAGCAAGCCUACGCGGUGGUGUCGGCCCUGCCGCAGCGAGCGGAGAACCAGCUGCACGUGUCGCUCAUGGAGAACUACCCUGGCACCCUGGAGGCCCUGGGCGAGCCCAUCCGCCAGGGCCACUUCAUCGUGUGGGAAGGGGCGCCGGGCGCGCGGAUGCCCUGGAAGGGCCACCAUCGGCACGUCUUCCUGUUCCGCCACCACCUGGUGGUCUGCAAGCCCCGGCGGGACUCGCGCACCGACACCUUCAGCUAUGUCUUCCGGAACAUGAUGAAGCUGAGCAGCAUCGACCUGAACGACCAGGUGGAGGGCGAUGACCGAGCCUUUGAGAUCUGGCACGAGCGGGAGGACUCCGUGCGCAAGUACCUGCUACAGGCACGGACUGUCAUCACCAAGAACUCCUGGGUGAAGGAGAUCUGUGGCAUCCAGCAGCGCCUGGCCUUGCCCAUCUGGCGCCCCCCCAAUUUUGAAGAAGAACUGGCCGACUGCACAGCUGAGCUGGGCGAGACAGUCAAGCUGGCCUGCCGUGUGACGGGCACACCCAAGCCCAUUGUCACCUGGUACAAAGAUGGGAAGCCAGUGGAGGUGGACCCUCACCACAUCCUCAUUGAAGACCCCGAUGGCUCCUGUGCACUCAUCCUGGACAACUUGACUGGUGCUGACUCUGGCCAGUACAUGUGCUUUGCAGCCAGUGCUGCUGGCAAUGCCAGCACGCUGGGCAAAAUAUUGGUGCAAGUCCCGCCUCGGUUUGUGAACAAGGUCCGGGCAGUGCCCUUUGUGGAUGGAGAAGAUGCCCAGAUCACCUGCACCAUCGAAGGUGCCCCAUAUCCUCAGAUCAGGUGGUACAAGGACGGCGCCCUGCUGACCCCUGGGGGCAAAUACCAGGCCCUGAGUGAGCCCCGCAGCGGCCUGCUGGUGCUGGAGAUCCAGGCGGCGGGCACGGAGGACCUGGGCGUCUAUGAGUGUGAGUUGGUGAACCGGCUGGGCUCCAAACGGAGCCGUGCGGAGCUGCUCAUGCAGAGCCCUGUGCUGCAGGCCCGGGAACAGCACCACGUGGAGCGGCUCGCGGCCAUGGAAGUCAUUGAACAGGAGACUAAGGUCCCCAAGAAAACCGUCAUCAUAGAGGAGACCAUUACCACUGUGGUGAAGAGCCCCCGUGGCCGACGCCAGUCCCCCAGCAAGUCUCCCUCCCGCUACGGUCACCCCGCCAGCCUGCCCAGGCCAGGCCUGCUGCCUGCUGAGGUGCCUCCUUCGCCAGAGGCCAGCCGACCCUCCAGGCCCGAGGCAGAGCCAGGCUGGCGGCCCGCUGUGCCCACUCUGUUCGUGACGGAGCCUGAGACCCACACGGCAGGCCUGCCGGGGGGCACCAGGCCCCAGCCCAAAUGGGUGGAGGUUGAGGAGACCAUUGAAGUCCGGGUGAAGAAGGCCGGCUCAAAGGGUGUGUCUCUGGCCAGAGAGACGCCUGGCAGCUCUGAGGAGCUUUGCUUCACGCUGCCUGGAAGGGUGUCUGGAGGAGACCCAAAUACAAACAACUCCAACAACAAGCUGCUGACCCAGGAGCCCCCAGCCACAGUCACUGCUGGAGAGCCCCUAAUCUUCUGCGUGGAAACAGGGCCAGAGAGCCCUGAGCCGUCCCCUCCCUGGGGUGAUGAAGAGGAAACCCCCCUGGAGGAGGAGAGAGAUGCCUCCCAGGGGGAGGAGCCGCUGGGUGCUGAUGGUCUGCAGGGCCGUGACCCCAAGAUCCUCAUGCACCAUGGCCGUGCCCUCACCCUGGCUGACCUGGAGGAUUACGUGCCCGAGGAAGGGGAGACCUUCGGCUGCAGUGGCCCCAGGCCGAGUGCUGCUGAUGACCCGCCCUGCGAAAUCUCGGUGCUGCAGAGAGAGAUCGGCGAGCCCACCGUGGGGCAGCCCGUCCUGCUGAAUGUGGGGCGCCCCCCAGACUCCCGGGCCCCCCCUGGCUGCUUCGGCCGCGUGCCCAGGCCCCGGGAGGCGUUUCCAUCGGGGCCGCAGGGCCGGGGCCCCACAGGCGUCUCCUUCUGCUUUCGGGAGGCCCGGGCUGGAGGUGCCGCGACCCAGAAGCCUUCCUUCUGCACUCAGGUUCAGCGCUCUGCAGACAGUGGCCAGAGCAGUUUCAAAACCGAGGUUUCAACCCAGACGGUCAGCUUUGGGACUGUGGGGGAGACUGUCACCCUACACAUUCGCCCAGACCGGGACAUGGACCCCAGCCCCUCCCAGGACGCUGCCGUCCCAGCCCCCGCUGCCCCAGGGCAGGAGAGCACGCCCAUCCAGAGGACACAGACGUGCCCUGAGGCUCCAGGACCUUCCACAGGGGAUCACAGCAGCCCCAGCCCCAGCCCUGGAGGGCCGCCUGCACUCCAGGAGGCCAGCCCGGAGCCCCCAGCUGUGGAGGCUGGGGCUGCAUCCGGCGAGCCCCCGAAGGCGCCUCAGGCUCACUCCCAAGAGGGCCUGGGGCAGACGGCUCAGGCACACGCUGAGGUCCCAGAACGUACGGUGCCCAUCCGGAUGGAGGGCCCUGCCUGGCCAGGAGCAGGUGAGCUCUGGGACGUCCACAGCCACGUGUUCAUGGAGACCACACACAGGACGUAUGUGUAUCAGACCAGCGACACGCCUGCUGCAAGCCCACCGUCCAUGCAGGUCACCAUUGAGGACGUGCAGGCCCAGAGCGGCGGUACGGCGCAGUUCCAGGCUGUCAUUGAGGGCAACCCGCAGCCCACAGUGACCUGGUACAAGGAUGGCACCCAGCUGGGAGCUGACCCCCGGCUCAGCCAGCAGCAGGAAGGGACCACCUACUCCCUGGUACUCAGGGACGUGGCCCAGCACGACGCGGGUGUCUACACGUGCCUGGCCCACAACCCUGGCGGCCAGGUGCUGUGCAAGGCAGAGCUGCUGAUCCACGGGGCCUCCCCUUCCCUGGCUACGCGGGACAGUGAGCGCAGCUCUAGGAGGAAACUGCACUCCUUUUAUGAGGUCAUGGAGGAAAUUGGAAGGGGUGUGUUCGGCUUCGUGAAGAGGGUGCAGCACAAGGGCAACCAGAUGGCCUGCGCUGCCAAGUUCAUUCCGCUGCGGAGCAGGACGCGUGCCCAGGCUUAUCGAGAGCGGGACAUCCUAGCAGGCCUGAGCCACCCUCUGGUCACUGCGCUGCUGGACCAGUUUGAGACCCGGAAGACCCUGAUCCUCAUUCUGGAGCUGUGCUCGUCGGAGGAGCUGCUGGACCGCCUGUUCAAGAAGAGUGUGGUGACCGAGGCCGAGGUCAAAGUCUACAUCCAGCAGCUGGUGGAGGGGCUGCACUUCCUGCACAGUCAAGGCAUCCUUCACCUGGACAUAAAGCCCCCCAACAUCCUGAUGGUGCAUCCUGCCCGGGAAGACAUUAAAAUCUGUGAUUUUGGCUUUGCCCAAAAAAUCACCCCGGGAGAGCCACAGUACAGCAAGUAUGGCUCCCCUGAGUUUGUGGCCCCCGAGAUCAUCGAGCAGACCCCCGUGAACGAGGCUUCCGACAUCUGGGCCAUGGGGGUCAUCACCUACCUCAGCCUGACCUGCUCAUCCCCAUUUGCUGGAGAGAGUGACCGAGCAACCCUUCUGAAUGUCCUGGAAGGGCGGGUGUCCUGGAGUAGCCCCAUGGCCACCCACCUCAGUGAGGAUGCCCAGGACUUUAUCAAGGCUGCUCUGCAGAAGGCCGUGGGGGCUCGGCCCAGUGCUGCCAAGUGCCUCGCCCACCCCUGGUUCCAGAAGUCUGUGCCCGCGGAGGAGGCCCACUUCAUCAACACCAAACAGCUAAAGUUCCUCCUGGCCCGCAGUCGCUGGCAGCGCUCUCUGAUGAGCUACAAGUCCAUCCUGGUGAUGCGUUCUAUCCCGGAGCUGCUCCAGGGCCCGCCUGACAGCCCGUCCCUCGGGAUUGCUCGGCACCUGCGUGACGACGCCAGCGCCUCCUCCAGCAGCUCCUCCUCCUCCGACAACGAGUUGGCCCCGUUCGCCAGGGCCAAGUCGCUGCCAUCCUCCCCGGUGACCCACUCCCCGCUGCUGCACCCCCGGGGCUUCCUGAGGCCUUCGGCCAGCCUGCCUGAGGAGGCCGAGGCCUGUCUACCUGCCUCCGCCUCUGCUCUGCCCGCAUCGCUGCAGGGCGAGGAGCCAGCAGCUGCCCUGGGCUGUGUGCCCCGGCAGAGUGUCAUCCGAAGCCUGUUCUACCAGCAGGUGGGCGAGGGCCCAGAGCUAGGGGGCCCGUCCACAGGGGGCCGGCGGCACCCCGCCCGGCGGAGGCACCUUCUCAAGGGUGGCUACUUCUCGGGCGUCCUGCCGGGACUUCGAGAGCCACUGCUGGAGCAUCGUGCACUGGAGGAGGCGGCUGCCAUGGAGGAGCAGGCUGCCCUGCAGGCCACAGCAGCCUCCUUGGAGACGGCCGUGCAGAUGCCCAGAGCAAGCACCCAGGAGGCCUCUGGCUCCAGCCGCUCCCUGGACCUUGACCCACCGAACACUGCCAGUUCCUCCACCAAGGCCUGCAGCAAGGGGCAGUGUCCCGCUCCGGCUCCCCUGAGCCCUCAGGAUGCCCGAGAAGAGGGCGUGCCUGGAGGGGGUGCACGUGCCAGGGAGAAGGAGCAUCCAGAGGGGACCCUGCAGGGGCUGAGACUACCAUCCGCCAGUGGUGAUGCGUGUUCCACUCAGCCAGAGGGGUCGUCCCAGGACCGCUGUGGAGGGCAGGCCGCCCCUUUCUCUCAGCCCCAGUGGGUCCCGGCCCCCCAGGACAGUGGCCCCCCUGUGGCCUUGGCACCACAGCCUCCUGGUUCCUUCCCUUCAGGGCCCUGCACAGAGGCCCUCUUGUCAUCCCCCAGCCCUUCCUUCCCAGGAAAGCCUCAGGCCUCUCUGCCCCCUGCCCAAGCAAGCCCCCAGGCAGACUCUCAGAGCGGGCUGAAGGCUGUCCCUCUCACCAAGAGGCCUGGACCACCCAAGCCCCCAGAGCCAGCCUCCCAGAUGGGCACGGAGCCUAGCCACUCCCUGGACGCUGAAGGCCUGGUCCAGGAGACGGAGGACCUGUCCCAGCCUUCACCCAGCCUACAGCGGCCUCAGGAGCAGGCGACCACGCGGAAGUUCUCCCUGGGGUGCCGUGGGGGCUACGCAGGGGUGGCGGGCUACGGCACCUUUGCCUUUGGGGGGGACGCCGGUGGCAUGCUGGGGCAGGGCCCCAUGUGGGCCAAGAUGACCUGGGCCGUCUCUCAGUCCUCAGAGGAGCAGGACGAGGCAGGGACUGAGAGCCCACCGCCCCAGGCCAGCACGGCGCCUGUACCCGAGGGCGAUAGAGCCCUCCCGAGGGCUGCCCAGGAGUUGAGCUCAUGGGAGGACUUCGGCGAGGGCUCUCAGGUGUCGCUCGUACAGAUCCGGGACCUGUCCGGGGACUCAGAAGCAGCAGACACCGUGUCCCUGGACAUCUCAGAGGUGGAUCCUGCCUACCUCAACCUGUCCGAUCUGUAUGACAUCAAAUAUCUCCCAUUUGAGUUCAUGAUCUUUAGGAAGAUCCCCAAGCCGGUGGAGCCGGAGCGCCCAUCCUCCCCUGAGUCUGAGGCUGGGGAGGAGCUGGCUGAGCUCCCCGAGGCUGCGUGGCCCUGGCCAGCCAGCCUGGAGAUCACGGAGGAGCCAGAGGACGUGGAGGCCCUGCUCGGGAAAGCUGCCGGCGGCAGGAAGCGCAAGUGGUCACCCCCUUCCGGCAGUCUCUUCCACUUCCCCGGAAGGCACUCGCUGCCGGAGGAGCCCACAGAGCUGGGGCUGCGCCAGAGGGUGAAGGCCUCGGUAGCCCACAUCUCCCGCCUCCUGAGGGGCAGGCCUGAAGGUCUGGAGAAGGAGGGCCCUCCCCGGAAGAAGGCAGGUCUCGCUUCCUUCCGCCUGUCAGGCCUGAAGAGCAAGGACCGAGCACCGUCAUUCCUAAGGGAGCUCUCAGAUGAGACGGUGGUCCUGGGCCAGUCUGUGACUCUGGCCUGCCAGGUGUUGGCCCAGCCAGCUGCACAGGCCACCUGGAGCAAAGACGGGGCUCUUCUUGAGAGCAGCAGCCGCCUCCUCAUCUCCUCUACGCUCAAGAACUUCCAGCUUCUGACCAUCCUGGUGGUGACUGCUGAGGACCUGGGCGUGUACACGUGCAGUGUGAGCAAUGCGCUGGGGACAGCGGCCACCACGGCCAUCCUCCGCAAGGCAGAGCGCCCCUCUUCCUCGCCACGGCCGGACAUCGGGGAGGUGCAUGCAGACGGGGUGCUGCUGGUCUGGAAGCCUGUGGAGUCAUACGGCCCUGUGACCUACAUUGUGCAGUGCAGCCUGGAAGGCGGCAGCUGGAACACGCUGGCCUCAGACGUCUUUGACUGCUGCUACCUCACCGGCAAGCUUUCCCGGGGUGGGGCGUACACCUUCCGGACGGCCUGCGUCAGCAAGGCGGGCAUGGGCCCCUACAGCAGCCCCUCGGAGCAGGUCCUCCUGGGAGGGCCCAGCCGCCUGGACUCUGAAGAGGAGAGCGGUGCUGCGGGGCCAGCCCGGCCCCUCCCCAGCAUGCAGACCUUCGCCUUCCAGACGCAGAUGAGAAGGGGCCGCUUCAGCGUGGUGCGGCAGUGCCGGGAGAGGGCCAGUGGGCGCGUGCUGGCUGCCAAGAUCGUGCCCUACCACCCCGCGGACAGGACUGCCGUGCUGCGGGAGUACGAGGCCCUCAAGGGCCUACGCCACCCACACCUGGCGCAGCUGCAGGCUGCCUACCUCAGCCCAAGGCACCUGGUCCUCAUCCUGGAGCUGUGCUCCGGGCCUGAGCUGCUCCCCUGUCUGGCUGAGAGGGCCUCCUACUCGGAAUCAGAGGUGAAGGACUAUCUGUGGCAGAUACUAAGUGCCACCCAGUACCUGCAUGCCCAGGGUAUCCUGCAUCUAGACCUCAGGUCGGAGAACAUGAUUGUCACAGAGUAUAACCUGCUCAAGGUCAUCGACUUCGGAAACGCCCAGAGCUUGGCCCAGGAGAGGGUCCUGCCCUCAGAGAGAUUCAAGGACUACAUGGAGACCAUGGCUCCGGAGCUCCUGGAGGGCCAGGGUGCUGUCCCGCAGACUGACAUCUGGGCCAUAGGCGUUACAGCCUUCAUCAUGUUGAGCGCUGAGUACCCGGUGAGCGGUGAGGGAACGCGAGACACGCAGAAGGGCCUGCGCAAGGGGCUCAUCCAGCUGAGCCGCUGCUAUGCCGGCCUGUCUGGGGGCGCUGUGGCCUUCCUCCGAAGCACACUGUGUGUGCACCCCUGGGUCCGGCCGUGUGCGUCCAGCUGCCUGCACAGCCCGUGGCUGACGGAGGAGGGCCCGGCCAGCUCCCAGCCCGCGGCCGUGGCCUUCCCAACCACGGGCCUGCGCGUGUUUGUGCGAGAGCGCGAGAAGAGGCGGGCACUGCUCUACAAGAAACACAGCCCGGCCCGCGUGCGCUGA
Rangifer tarandus platyrhynchus (Svalbard reindeer) is the source of this 27012-nucleotide messenger RNA. The record is from the annotation of a GenBank genome assembly. Lineage: Eukaryota; Metazoa; Chordata; Mammalia; Artiodactyla; Cervidae.